GCGGUGUUGCCUGUUAGUGUUUAUAGGGACGACUUCUGCAGUCACAAACAAGUGGUGCAACCAUCAUGGUGCGUCUGUUGUCGCUGAAGAAGCUGCUGAUGGUGUACUUUGUCAUGUCCACUGGUGCUCUGCUCUGGCUGAUCCUCAACUUCGGCCUAUUCUGCGACACAAGCAGUAAAGAAGAAGAAACACUUCUAACGAAGACAAAAGAUCUAAGACAAUGGGAGGAGCGUCUGAGGAGAAGGGAAAGAGACUUACUGAAGAAACCCCAGGAAGAUGCCAACCUCCCCACCAUCUAUGCCAUCAUGCCUACCCACACCAGGCACGUACAGAAGGCGGAACUCACGCGCCUCGCACAAACCUUUCUGCACGUCAAGAACUUCCACUGGAUCCUUGUGGAGGAUUCGGACAGUCAGACAGACUUGGUGACCCGGUUCCUAGCAUCAUGUGGGAUCAAAUACACACACCUAAACAUUAAAACUCCAGAGAAUUACCAGUUGAAGGAGACGGAUCCCAACUGGCUGAAGCCUCGUGGUGUGGAGCAGAGGAACGUCGGACUGCAGUGGUUGAGAGAAAACCUGGACUUGGACAGGGAUAGGGGCGUGGUUUACUUUGCUGAUGAUGACAACACCUACAGCUUGCAGCUGUUUGAUGAGAUGAGGCACACCCGCGGUGUGUCUGUGUGGCCUGUGGGACUGGUGGGGGGAAUGAGGUUUGAACGACCCGUGGUGGAACAUGGCAAGGUUGUCAGAUGGUACACGUACUGGCGACCAGAGAGGCCCUUCGCCAUCGACAUGGCGGGAUUUGCGGUGAACCUGCAGCUGAUCCUGGAGAAUCGUCAGGUGAAGUUCGAGCUGCGUGUGCGGCGGGGUUACCUGGAGUCAUCUCUUUUGCAGCAUCUGGUCACCAUGGAUGAACUUGAACCUCUGGCAGACAACUGUACUAAGGUCCUAGUCUGGCACACGAGGACGGAGAAACCAAAGAUGAAGCAGGAAAAUUUUCUCAUCCAGGCUGGACGACCUUCAGACCCAAGGAUAGAAGUGUAGUUAGCACUGAAAACUGUGACAUUGUUAUGCAAUUGUUACCUUUACCUCAGUCCUUACCUAAUUUCAUUGUCAUAUGUUGCACUUCAAUGCUCCGCCACCAUUUUUCUUGAUCUAUUGUAGUCACCAUGUAGAUGUACAUGUGCAACAACUGUCCUUCUGUGCAACACACCAGCUUUGCAUUCAUGUGGCCUCUUCCAUUAUGUCAGAAGUCUUCACAAAGUUGACAGCUGGGUAUCUAGCUCCAAGUGUUGUGUAAAACUAGCUGAUGCCUAAGCUCCUGAUGCAGAUGAGAACUAGUCCCCUUGUACAACUGUGUUAUACUAUACCAUGCUUUCAUAUAUACUGUAUUUCCAGUGACUGCUCCAAUGUUACUGUCAUUAAAGUUAAUCU
Molecule: messenger RNA, 1436 nt
Organism: Branchiostoma floridae (Florida lancelet)
Lineage: Eukaryota; Metazoa; Chordata; Leptocardii; Amphioxiformes; Branchiostomatidae
Product: galactosylgalactosylxylosylprotein 3-beta-glucuronosyltransferase 3-like
Exons: 5
Coding region: 66-1046 (326 amino acids)
Biological process (GO): carbohydrate metabolic process; chondroitin sulfate proteoglycan biosynthetic process
Cellular component (GO): Golgi membrane
Molecular function (GO): galactosylgalactosylxylosylprotein 3-beta-glucuronosyltransferase activity
Source: RefSeq, a predicted model, not a curated record